Molecule: messenger RNA, 1066 nt
Organism: Opisthocomus hoazin
Lineage: Eukaryota; Metazoa; Chordata; Aves; Opisthocomiformes; Opisthocomidae
Source: RefSeq, a predicted model, not a curated record
AUGUCCAACAGCAGCUGCAUCACACAGUUCCUCCUGCUGGCAUUCGCAGACACACGGGAGCUGCAGCUCUUGACCUUCUGGCUCUUCCUGGGCAUCUACCUGGCUGCCCUCCUGGGCAAUGGCCUCAUCAUCACUGCCAUAGCCUGUGACCACCACCUCCACACCCCCAUGUACUUCUUCCUUCUCAACCUCUCCCUCCUCGACCUGGGCUCCAUCUCCACCACUGUCCCCAAAGCCAUGGCCAAUUGCCUCUGGGACACCAGGGCCAUCUCCUACACGGGGUGUGCUGCCCAGGUCUUGCUUUUCUUUUUCUGUGCUGCAGCAGAGUUUUAUCUUCUCACCGUCAUGGCCUAUGACCGCUAUGUUGCCAUCUGCAAACCCCUGCACUACGGGACCCUCCUGGGCAGUAGAGCUUGUGUUCACAUGGCAGUGGUCGCCUGGGGCAGUGGGUUUCUCAAUGCUCUGCUGCAAACUGCCAACACAUUUUCACUCCCACUCUGCCAUGGCAAUGCUGUGGCCCAUUUCUUCUGUGAAAUCCCUCAGAUCCUCAAGCUCUCCUGCUCAAACGCCUACCUCAGGGAAGUCUGGCUUACUGUAGCUAGCAUCUGUUUAGCUUUUGGCUGUUUUGUUCUCAUUGUGGUGUCCUAUGUGCAGAUCUUCAGGGCUGUGCUGAGAAUCCCCUCAGAGCAGGAGCGGCACAAAGCCUUUUCCACCUGCCUCCCUCACCUGGCCGUGCUCUCCCUGGUUAUCAGCACCUCAUUCUUUGCCUAUCUGAAGUCCCCAUCUAUCUCCUCCCCAUCUCUGGAUCUGGUGGUGUCAUUUCUGUACUCGGUGGUGCCUCCAGCGGUGAAUCCCCUCAUCUACAGCAUGAGGAACCAGGAUCUCAAGAAUGCACUCCUGCACAUCGUCUCCUUCCUGAAGCUGCCCGCCCUGCUGGGACGGGGCCAGACCUGCCGCUGCCUCCACAAGGGCUGUGACAGUGAGGCCGCCUGGCACCUCCUCUGCACCGCUCUCUGCCCCACCACUGCCAGCGCACAGCCCUGCAAGAGGGCCACCAUCCUCAGCU